Molecule: messenger RNA, 2072 nt
Organism: Salpingoeca rosetta
Lineage: Eukaryota; Choanoflagellata; Craspedida; Salpingoecidae
Exons: 3
Coding region: 1-1983 (660 amino acids)
Molecular function (GO): hydrolase activity, acting on carbon-nitrogen (but not peptide) bonds
Source: RefSeq, a predicted model, not a curated record
AUGCGCGGCGUGCCGCAGAUGUUUUGUUACAUCUUCCGCCAGUUUUCAGGACUGCCACCAACAACAAGGGUAAGGCAACAAGGGCAAGCAAGAACGAAGAAGAAGCGCUGUUGGGCCACUGUCAAGACACGAGCACAACAGCUCGUGAUGAUGUUGGUGCACGUGCUGGUGAAUGGACGGUUGUGGGACUGGGCCACGGCAGGCACGAGAAGAGGAACGCUGGUGCUUGUGAACAAUGUCAUUGCAGAUGUAGUUUGGGCAGGCGAUGGCGGAGAGACUGAGGGCAAAGCGGCUGCGGAAGAACUGGGCAAGCAGUGGGCAGAGCGGGUGAAGCUGCACGCUGCAGCUGGAACGCUGCACACCAUGAUCAGGGGACAAGGCCGGGAGAAGCUGGUGACGCAGGCCCACGAGAACGUUGCCAAGGCAGAGGGUGUUACUGACGCUGAAGCACAGCCGCAGCAAGCGGCACAGUGGAAGGUUGUGGACCUGGAAGGACGCACCGUCCUGCCUGGGUUGCAGGAUGCGCACCUGCACGUGAGCAUUCUUGGCGAGCGCGCGGAACGGAUCGACCUGGCACACUGCCGGUCCAUUGCAGAGGUUCAACAGGCCCUGCGCGAGGGCGUCCGCAGAAAGCCCGCGGGCACGUGGUGCAUCGGCUACGACUGGGACCACGAGAAGCUUGCCGAAGGACGCCCCUUGACCAGGCAAGAGCUGGACGAUGUGAGCACGGAGCACCCCGUCUUCGCGUUCCGCGUGUGCGUGCACGUUGGCGUCGGUAACACGCUGGCCCUGCAAAAGUGUGGAGUGCCCCUGGAGCGCCCAGCCAGCAUCAUGGACAUCCUCCCACCGGGCAUCACCCCAUCAUCGGCGGAGGCAGCAGACGACCUGGUCGGGUACAGCGAGGAGGACGGGCUGGCCACGGGUAUGCUGCGCGAGCACAUGUGCUACCACGUGGAGGACAUGCUGCGGAAAACGGCCACGUUUGAGCAGCGCCGCGCUCGCAUCGUGCGUGGUCUGCAGCAGUGCCUGCGCGUCGGCCUCACCGCCGUGCAGCCGAAUGACGCGCAUGCGUGGGACGUGUACACCGCGCUGCACGCUGAAGGCCAACUGCAGGUACGCGUGCACCUGACCAUUCCUUAUGAUGAGCUGCACACCCACGCCGAUGCACCAGAACGUCCAACGGCAACCUCAGACGACAUGCUCCGCUGUGAACGCGUCAAGGUCUUUGCAGACGGCAGCCUCGGCGCCAACACGGCUGCCCUCAGCCUUCCGUAUCGCUGCAAGCACCACCGCGCCACGAAGGGCAUCCUCAACUACACCCAGCCCACGCUCGAAACCAUGUUUUCCCGCGCAACGCGCAGCGGCUUUCAACUCGAGGUGCACGCCAUUGGCGACGAUGCUGCCCACAAGGUUGUGUCUGCGUUUGCAGAGUGCGGGCUCGGCCGGGAGCACCGUCCCAUCCUCACCCACUGCCAGGUCCUGCGGCAGGACGUGGUUGACGCAAUGGCGCAGCUGCAGGUCGUCGCAAACAUCCAGCCCAGCUUCGUGGUCACAGACGCGGCGUGGGUGAUGAAGCGCCUGCCGCCAGCGCUCCUCACCCACGCGUAUGUGUGGAGGACGCUGCUUAUGCGCGGCAUCCCCUGUGCGGGGGGGAGCGACACGCCUGUGGAGACCGUCAACCCGUUCCGCGGCAUGUACGACGCCAUGUACCGCAACGGCGGCCACGAGGCUGUUGGUGAUGGUGGUGAUGGUGACGGCGCGCGUGUGUUCAAGCCCGAGGAGCGGCUCUCGUUCACAGAGGCGCUGCACCUGUACACGCGCGGGGCGGCGUACGCUGGCCGUUGUGAGGACACGCGCGGGUGGCUGGCGCCCGGAUACGCAGCCGACCUCACCAUUGUGGAACACGACGUCUCGCGCGAGCCCCAUCGCAUGCGCAACAUGCUCCCGUACCAAGUCUGGGUGGCCGGCACACCCAGGCUCUGAUUGUGUUUGUUUGUUUGUUUGUUUGCUUGCUUGCUUGUUUCUUGCUUGUUUGUUUGUUUGUUUGUUCGUUUGUUCGUUGCUGGGUGUGG